AUGUACACAACCCCUCCCUCACCCGAAGCACCACAGCCACACCUGAACAAAACCGAGCACCACCCUUACACACAUGCCGCACCCCCCCUCUCUCUCAUCCAACUCCCAAAUAAGACCAGUCAAACACACCCCACCAAACAUUCACAACCCCACACCUGCCGUACACCACGCAGAUACAACACGCCCCGUCCGCACAAAAACCAACCUCACCCCACAACAACCCGCCCGGGCUCGAUCAAUAACGCGGUCAACCAGAAGGCCAACAGAACGUCCAGACCGAACACAACACAACAACAACCACAACCAAACCUACAAAACGCCCCAGGAAAAAAACCCAACAACGACAACAAAACCAUACGUACCCUACAGACAACAAGCCUUCGACAGCAGCCCCCCCCCACACACACAACACAGCACCCACCACCAAAACAAUGCGCCCAACCAUAUAGCACCUACAAACACACCAACAACACUGCCCACACACCCUCAACCACUACACCAAAGUGCAGCAUACCAACAGCACGACACCCCACAAACCUCCCUGUCCGUCUACCAAUCCUCCCCCCAACCAGAACGAUACCCCCCAUCAACGCGUCGACACAGAACGACCCGUGCUUCGUGAUGGUGGACUGCGGGGUCCAGUGA
Homalodisca vitripennis (glassy-winged sharpshooter) is the source of this 645-nucleotide messenger RNA. Its product is annotated as mucin-2-like. The transcript has a single exon. The record is from RefSeq and is a predicted model, not a curated record. Lineage: Eukaryota; Metazoa; Arthropoda; Insecta; Hemiptera; Cicadellidae. The coding region runs from base 1 to 645 and encodes 214 amino acids.